AUGCAUUGGGCUGUCAAGGAUGCUUACUUGAAGUAUAAGAAAGACAACCGUGAUGUGAACUGCCUUAUGCGUGGAACAAUGACUCCCGACUUGAUCAAACAGUUUGAUGGUCUGGGUGCUUGGUUGAUGAUGGAUCAACUUAAGCUCAUGUUCGAAGAGAAAGCCCGCUCAGAGAGGUUCAAGAUGCACAAGGAGCUUGCGGUGGACAUGGUCCUCCAUUCACUUCCUGAUAGUUUUCGACAUUUUGUCUUAAACUAUGAUAUGAAUGGUAUGGACAAAAGCUUAACCGAGCUGCAUGGGAUGCUAGUGUUGGCUGAGCAGAAGAUUAAGACUGAAAAGAGCAUCCUUGCCAUGCAAACUGAAAGAGUUCCAGUAAGCGACCACGAGGAAAGGGAAAGGGCAAGGAAUCGGCAAAGAAGGAAAAAGUUGCCGUGUUGCCGAAGUCCAAACCCGACUAGGGAGAAUGCCACUACUGCCACGAGGUUGGACACUGGCGUAGGAACUGAAAUCUCUACUUGGAGGAUCUGA
Molecule: messenger RNA, 528 nt
Organism: Tarenaya hassleriana
Lineage: Eukaryota; Viridiplantae; Streptophyta; Magnoliopsida; Brassicales; Cleomaceae
Exons: 2
Coding region: 1-528 (175 amino acids)
Source: RefSeq, a predicted model, not a curated record